Molecule: messenger RNA, 2338 nt
Organism: Engraulis encrasicolus (European anchovy)
Lineage: Eukaryota; Metazoa; Chordata; Actinopteri; Clupeiformes; Engraulidae
Gene: dhrs12lb
Product: dehydrogenase/reductase (SDR family) member 12-like b
Exons: 10
Coding region: 24-1067 (347 amino acids)
Source: RefSeq, a predicted model, not a curated record
AGCAACCCAAACGCUCUGCAGCCAUGUCAAGUUACCGGAACAUUGUAUGGUUUCUGAAAGCAAUGCGGCAAUACACAAGGACAGGAUAUGAAGCCGCGUCAAGAGAGUUUGUGGCCAGAGACCUCAGUGCCAAUCUGGAAGGACGGUCCUUUAUGAUCACCGGUGCCAACAGCGGGAUCGGGAAGGCAACCGCGAUGGCCAUUGCGAAGAGGGGUGGCACGGUGCACAUGGUGUGCAGGAACAGGGACAAGGCUGAGUGUGCGAGAGAAGACAUUGUGAAGGAGUCUGGCAACCCAAACAUACACGUCCACAUUCUGGACCUGACAGAAUCACGCAAGGUCUGGGAAUUCGCAGAGGAUUUCAAGGGCAAACAUUCAUCCCUCAAUGUUCUGAUCAACAAUGCAGGGAGCAUGGUGAAGAAGCGAGAAGUGAAUUCUGAAGGCAUGGAGAAGAACUUUGCAAUUAACACCCUCGGAGUGUACAUUCUCACCAAGGGUCUGAUACCUCUGCUGGAGAGCAGCAAAGAACCAAGAGUGAUCACAGUGUCCUCUGGUGGCAUGCUGGUUCAGAAGCUUCGUGUUGUCGACCUGCAGACAGAGAAGAGAUCUUUUGACAGCAACAUGCUCUAUGCACAAAAUAAGAGACAGCAGGUGGUGAUGACAGAAGAGUGGGCGCGUGCACAUCCCAGAAUCCACUUCUCUGUCAUGCACCCAGGAUGGGCGGACACCCCAGCGGUCGCCAUGGCGCUGCCCCAGCUGUAUGAGACGCUGCGGUCUCGGCUGCGAACUCCAGAACAAGGUGCUGACACCGUCAUCUGGCUGGCCGUCUCCCCCGUCGCCGCCCGCAUGCCCAGCGGCAGGUUCUUCCAGGACCGGAAAGUGGUGCCUGUGCACCUGCCCCUGGCCUGGACGCAUUACUCGCGGGAGAAGUCCCGGGCCCUGAUGUCCCGCCUGGAGGCACUGGUGAAACAACUCCAGCCCAGUGGAGGGCGCUCUCAACUCAACAGCCCCAUUGUCACCGUGGAACUCACCGGGAUCCCCCAGGGCGGCGGGAGGAGGCCUGUCUGAGUCUGUAUUAUAGAUACCAGAGUUGUAUAAAGUAGCAGUAGAAGUACUCUAACAGAUGUAAUAACAACACUAGUGGUGUGAUAUUUAGGGAUGCACCGAUACCGAUACUGCUCAUCAUACUCGUACUCGUACUCGUCAAGCUCUUGCCGAUACCAGCUAUGAGUACAACUAUUACUCAAUUAAACAAUGCAAAAUCUUGUCAUGUUCUGUGGACUUGAAAUCAGCAUGGAAAAAAGUGCCACCUCAUACAUAUACUAACAUUUAAAUCUACAUGGAAAUGGACAAUAAAAAUAUCACAGGUGGAAAAAAACAAGGCCAUGCAUUUAUUUUCAUUGUAUUUUUGUGGUAAAAGGUAUCGGUAUCGGUACUCGGUAUCGGCAAGUACACACAUGAAUGUACUCGUACUUGUAUUGGUUUUCAAAAAAGUGGUAUCGGUGCAUCCCUAGUGAUAUUACAAAGUACAAACCAUGUUUAAUUACCUCUAUAAGAGUAUGUCUACUUCUACUUCAUACAACUCUGACAGAUACAGUAUCCACCUUAUUACGCAUGUUUAAAAGGGAGGCACCAUUACUAAUUGGGUAGCAUUGGCUAGUGCUAAAUCAGUCAGAGGGGCCAAGGGCAGCGUAACAGGAAUGAGCAGACUGGAAAUGUUGUGGUAGCACGAAAAACAUUAGAAUGGGUGAGGUUAGUGGGCGUGAUAAUAAGGUGGAUUGGCAGCAUCAGUAUAUAUGCAAUAAUAUGCAAUGUACUAAUAAUGUAAUAAUAGCACUUUUAUUCACACACAGAUGAUGACUUAUGCCUCUGUAGCAAAGCUAUCGCUGCACAUAUGCUGGCCAAUUCAGAGAGACUAUAGGUUUUAUAUGUGUGCCUAUGGAUAACUGUCGUCAUUGAAGUUAACAAAGUUACAGUUCCAUUAUAAUAUGACAUAAGGAUGCCAAUGUUAGCAUAACCGGGGGCCUACAAAAACAUCCAGUAGUUACAAAAUGUUAACAUGUCUGCUAAUUUCUGACUUUUAAGUUAUACCACUACAGAGAGCAAGGACAACACUGUUUCGACACUAUUUGGACAUAUUUCCGGAAUUUUCCAGGCUACUUAUGUAUUUAUGUAUUUAUUUAUAUAUUUAUUUAUUCAUUUCAACACGUUUUAUAUUGAAGGCCAUAAGCUGACCCAUUGACCUGGACAUAGCUGCUUAUAGUACUGCAAUUAUAAUGACCUUCAUCACUGAUUGACUCAUUUCUUCCAAUAAAGACAACUGACCACUCCACCUCCUG